GGUGGACAAGACUUUCCCUGUAUUCAUGAAGAAAAAAAAUCUUUAUCCAUAGUUUGUUUUCUUAUGUUUCCAUGUGCUUUCUUGCUGAAACUUUAUCCAUUUGUUUCAUUUCAUUCAUCUCUUGUUUCAACUCUAAAUUUUCCGAUACAAUUUAAGGUAAUGAAGGAGGAAUUCGCAUGACACAAAAAUGGCAGCACCCAUUCUCCCAUUAACCACAUUUUCUCUCACAAAACCCAACACAGAAACAACACCAAAACACCAAACUACUACCUUUACAGUUUCACCUUUACUUCAUAUCCUUUCUCUCAUACCCAAAUGCACCAAUCUCACAGACCUUAAACAAAUCCAAGCUUACUCCAUUAAGACCCAUCUUCAAAACAACACCAAUGUCAUCACAAAGUUCAUUAAUUUCUGCACUUCCAACCCCACAGAAGCUUCCAUGGACCACGCAUACCACCUGUUCGACCAAAUUACUCUACCAAAAAUUGUUCUUUUCAACAGCAUGGCACGCGGGUAUGCUCGCGUUAACGACCCUCUUAGAGCAAUGAUUCUCUUUUCUCACGUUCUCUGCUCCGGCCUUGUUCCUGAUGACUACACAUUUUCCUCACUUCUCAAGGCCUGUUCAAAGGUUAAGGCUUUGAAAGAAGGGAAACAACUGCAUUGUUUUGCUUUGAAACUUGGGGUUAGUGAUAAUAUAUAUGUUGUUCCGACACUUAUUAAUAUGUAUACUGCUUGUGGUGACAUUGAUGCUUCUAGAAGGGUUUUUGAUAAGAUUGAAGAGCCUUGUGUUGUUGCAUAUAAUGCAAUCAUUACUAGUUUAGCUAGGAAUAGUCAACCUAAUGAGGCAUUGGCUUUGUUUAGAGAAUUGCAGGAGAGCGGUCUUGAGGCGAGUGAUGUUACCAUGCUUGUUGUUCUUUCGUCCUGUGCUUUGCUUGGAUCAUUGGAUUUGGGGAGGUGGAUGCAUGAGUAUGUUAAGAAGUAUGGGUUUGAUCGACAUGUGAAGGUAAAUACAACUCUUAUAGAUAUGUAUGCUAAAUGUGGGAGCUUGGAUGAUGCUGUUAAUGUGUUUAGAGACAUGCCUAAGAGAGAUACGCAGGCUUGGUCGGCGAUGAUCAUGGCUUAUGCAACACACGGGGAUGGUUUCCAAGCAAUAUCGACGUUGAAAGAAAUGAAGAAAGAAAAAGUGCAGCCUGAUGAGAUAACGUUUUUAGGUAUGUUGUAUGCAUGUAGCCAUAACGGAUUGGUAGAAGAAGGUUUUGAAUAUUUUCGUAGUAUGACUGAUGAGUACGGGAUUGUUCCUAGUAUCAAACAUUAUGGGUGUAUGGUGGAUUUGCUUGGUAGAGCUGGAAGAUUGGACGAAGCCUAUACAUUCUUAGAUGAAUUACCCAUUAAGCAAACACCGAUUCUGUGGCGAACAUUGCUAUCUGCUUGUAGUAGUCACGGCAAUGUUGAAAUGGGAAAACAAGUAAUUGAGAGAUUAUUUGAAUUGGAUGAUUCACAUGGUGGAGAUUAUGUUAUUUUAUCGAACUUGUGUGCAAGAUAUGGAAGAUGGGAUGAUGUGAAUCACUUGCGGAAAAUGAUGUUAAACAAAGGAGCCGUGAAAAUUCCUGGUUGUAGCUCUAUAGAGGUCAACAACAUUGUGCACGAAUUCUUUGCUGGGGACGGAGUUCAUUCCAUUUCUACAACAUUGCACCAUGAACUUGAUGAGUUGAUGAAGGAAUUGAAAUUGGCUGGGUAUGUACCUGACACAUCACUAGUCUUUCACGCAGACAUGGAAGAUGAGGAGAAAGAAAUUAUUCUUCGAUAUCACAGUGAGAAAUUGGCCAUUACUUUUGGACUUGUGAAUACGCCGCCUGGAACAACAAUCCGUGUUGUCAAGAACCUUAGAGUUUGUGGAGAUUGCCAUAACGCUGCUAAAUUUAUAUCAUUGAUAUUUGGCAGGCAAAUUAUUCUCAGAGAUGUACAAAGAUUUCACCAUUUCAAAGAUGGGAAAUGCUCUUGUGGUGAUUACUGGUAGUAGAGUUUCUUCAAGAUUCAAUCUUACAACAAUAUCUGAUAAAUUGGUCAGUUUAUUGCCAAAAAAUUAAAUACUAUUAGUUGUGUUUGGAAGGACCAGCCAGUCAGCCAAUGUAUACAGGCCAGAAGAAAGAAUUGUUUCCUGCAAAAGGAUCAUGAUUUACAUAUCCGGAUAAUUAUUAAAACAUAUUUACAUAAUACAUCUUGGUGUAGAUUGUGAGCUUGGAAUAAUUAGUGUCACUCUCAUGUAAUAUAACUCAUUUUGUGGUAUUUUUUUAAACAUUGAAGUGUAUCUAUGUAAA
Molecule: messenger RNA, 2318 nt
Organism: Lathyrus oleraceus (garden pea)
Lineage: Eukaryota; Viridiplantae; Streptophyta; Magnoliopsida; Fabales; Fabaceae
Product: pentatricopeptide repeat-containing protein At2g02980, chloroplastic
Exons: 1
Coding region: 188-2017 (609 amino acids)
Biological process (GO): RNA modification
Molecular function (GO): zinc ion binding; RNA binding; protein binding
Source: RefSeq, a predicted model, not a curated record